Oppiella nova is the source of this 1131-nucleotide messenger RNA. The record is from the annotation of a GenBank genome assembly. Lineage: Eukaryota; Metazoa; Arthropoda; Arachnida; Sarcoptiformes; Oppiidae.
AUGUGUGACGACGAGGUGACCGCACUUGUAGUGGACAACGGCUCCGGUAUGUGCAAAGCCGGCUUCGCCGGAGACGACGCUCCCCGAGCUGUGUUCCCAUCGAUUGUGGGCCGACCCAGACAUCAGGGAGUGAUGGUUGGUAUGGGUAACAAGGAUUCGUACGUUGGAGACGAGGCCCAGAGCAAGAGAGGUAUCCUUACCCUUAAGUACCCGAUAGAACACGGAAUCGUUACCAACUGGGAUGACAUGGAGAAGAUAUGGCACCACACCUUCUACAACGAACUCCGUAUCGCACCCGAAGAGAGCCCUGUCCUCCUGACUGAGGCCCCCCUCAACCCCAAAGCCAACAGAGAAAAGAUGACUCAAAUCAUGUUCGAGACCUUCAACAGCCCCGCCGUCUAUGUCGCCAUCCAAGCCGUACUCUCCCUCUACGCUUCCGGUCGUACCACUGGUAUCGUAUUGGACUCCGGAGAUGGUGUGUCACAUACCGUCCCCAUCUACGAGGGUUAUGCUCUGCCGCACGCCAUCCUGCGUCUGGAUAUGGCCGGUCGGGACUUGACUGACUACCUGAUGAAGAUCCUCACCGAAAGAGGUUACUCUUUCGUGACAACCGCUGAGCGGGAGAUCGUUCGCGACAUUAAGGAGAAGCUCUGUUACGUGGCCCUCGACUUCGAGAACGAAAUGGCGACCGCCGCCACCUCUUCCAGUCUUGAGAAGUCCUACGAACUGCCCGACGGACAGGUGAUCACCAUUGGAGGCGAGCGUUUCCGCGCUCCGGAAGCCCUGUUCCAGCCCUCGUUCUUGGGUAUGGAGGCCUGUGGUAUCCAUGAGACGACAUACAACUCGAUCAUGAAGUGCGACAUCGAUAUCCGUAAGGACCUGUUCGCUAACACUGUCAUGUCUGGAGGCACCACUAUGUACCCGGGUAUUGCCGAUCGUAUGCAGAAGGAGAUCACUGCCUUAGCCCCGGCCACCAUCAAGAUCAAGAUCAUUGCACCGCCCGAAAGGAAAUACUCGGUUUGGAUCGGAGGUUCAAUCCUCGCCUCUCUGUCCACUUUCCAACAGAUGUGGAUCUCGAAGCAGGAGUACGACGAGGCCGGACCUGCUAUUGUUCACCGCAAAUGCUUUUAA